Acipenser ruthenus (sterlet) is the source of this 2619-nucleotide messenger RNA. Its product is annotated as zinc finger protein 660-like. Gene Ontology annotation, molecular function: DNA-binding transcription factor activity, RNA polymerase II-specific; RNA polymerase II cis-regulatory region sequence-specific DNA binding. The transcript is spliced from 2 exons. Bases 359 to 2035 code for a protein of 558 amino acids. Gene Ontology annotation, biological process: regulation of DNA-templated transcription. NCBI's taxonomy places the organism in Eukaryota, Metazoa, Chordata, Actinopteri, Acipenseriformes, Acipenseridae. The record is from RefSeq and is a predicted model, not a curated record.
UCGCGUUGAGAAGAGGCGGUUAUGAAACUGGAUGCCGGGGUUCGCCAUGUUGGCUCCUCCUGCGUUGUGUUUUCAUAUGUAAUCUCCUGAGGAGCUUUGUAUGCCGAAGCUGCUGCUCGUGCUGCGAGUCAUUUGAUUUGAUUUAUCAACGGAUUUAAAACAAAACGAAAACAAACAUUUAUCCGAAUGGUUUUACUUAAAGUGACGGUUUAGAUUUGAAACGGAAGUGUUGAGAUAAAGAAAGACAACAACAACAACGUACGCGCCGACCGCAGAGAGAGAGAGAGAUACAGACAGCGAGAGGAAAUUUGUUCAGAAGAUAAUACUGGAUUAUCCUUGUGAAAGAGAAGAUUCAAUAAUGGAGCCAGUCCAUAUUAAAGAGGAGAGUCCUGCACUAGAAUCAGUCCACAUUAAAGAGGAGAGUCCUGUACUAGAAUCAGUCCAAAUAAAAGAGGAGAGUCCUGUACUGGAAUCAGUCAAUUUUAAAAGGGUUAGUCUUAAUUCUAAACCCUUAAGCAGCUUGCAGGGCUCUCUCCCCUGUCCUGGGUGUGGGGAGAGUUUAAAUCCUGAAGGAAACCUUGAAACAUCUCCUCUGCAUCACUGUGCUGGAUUUGUGAAGACUUUCAGGGAGUCAGGAAUCCCGAAUGGACAGCAGCAAACAGGCACUGGAAAGACACCAUAUAACUGUCAUGACGAUUUCGGGGCAGAUUUCAGACACCACAGCACCGUGGAACACCACCAGCAAGUUCUGAAGGUACAGCAGGAUUCAAAGAUGGAGCCUGUCCACAUUCAAGAGGAGUUUCCUGAACUAGAACCUGUCCAUGUCAAAGAGAAGGGUGACCACAUUAAAACAAGCAGCUUGCAGGACUCUCUGUCCUGUACAGAAUGUGGAAAGACUUUCAGUCAGUUACAAAACCUGAAACGUCACCAGCGAAUCCACACUGGAGAGAAACAAUACGUCUGUGCUGACUGUGGGAAAAGAUUCAGGAGACUGGGAGAUCUUAAAAUCCACAAGCGGAUUCACACACAAGAGAAACCAUAUGUCUGUACUAACUGUGGGAAGAGUUUCAAGAGAUUAGCUGAUCUUAAAGUCCACCAGCGAAUUCACACAGGAGAGAAACCAUAUGUCUGUGCUGACUGUGGGAAGAGUUUCAGUCAGUUAGGAAACUUGAAAAUACACAUGCAAAUUCACAUUGGAGAGCAACCACUUAGCUGUAGUGCAUGUGGGAAGAGUUUCAGAAAGUUACAAAACCUGAAACUUCACCAGCGAAACCACACUGGAGAGAAACGAUACGUCUGUGUUGACUGUGGGAAGAGUUUCAGUCAGUCAGGCCACUGGAAACAACACCAGCGAAUUCACACAGGAGAGAAGCCACAUCACUGUUCUGACUGUGGGAGGAGUUUCAGGCUGAUGGAAAGCUUGAAAAUGCACCAGCGAAUCCACACUGGAGAGAAAUCACAUAUCUGUGCUGACUGUGGGAAGAGUUUCAUUCAGUCAAGCAACUUGAAAAUACACCAGCGAAUCCACACAGGAGAGAAACCAUAUGUCUGUGAUGACUGUGGGAAGAGUUUCAGGAGAUUAGGAGAUCUUAAAGACCACCAGCGAAUUCACACGGGAGAGAAACCAUAUGUCUGUGCUGACUGUGGGAAGAGUUUCAGUCUGUCAGCCAACUUGAAAAAACACCAGCGAAUCCACACAGGAGAGAAACGACAUGUCUGUGCUGACUGUGGGAAGAGUUUCAUUCAGUCCAGCAACUUGAAAAUGCACCAGCGAAUCCACACAGAGGAGAAACUGUAUGUCUGUGCUGGUUGUGGGAAGAGUUUCAGGAGAUUAGGAGAUCUUAAAGACCACCAGCGAAUUCACACGGGAGAGAAACCACAUGUCUGUGCUGGCUGUGGGAAGAGUUUCAGGAGAUUAGGAGAUCUUAAAGAUCACCAGCGAAUCCACACUGGGGAGAAACCUUAUCACUGCACACACUGUGGGAAGUCUUUUACUGCUUCCGGUUCUCUUAAAAGACACAAAUGCAAGUUGUGAAAGUUUAGGCAUAAUGUGAGUAUGUGUACACCCACACUCAGUCUUUUUAAACUGCAGCUUAAUAUAAAAACUGUGAGAACUGGUGAAUGUCUACAGAUGACACAGAUCCAUCAAUAUUAAACACACUGUUCUGAAUCUCUUACAUUACAAAGUAUAUUCCUAUAUGUUUUAUAGUAGUAAUAUCAUUGAUUUCUCUUUUAAAAUGUCCCUUUGAACUAGCUUUAAAACCUUGCCUGUUGUCUUUCCAACUAAUGUCUGUUUAACUCUUCCUAACAUAAUAAACUGCAUUGGAAUGAAAAUAAAAAAAAACUGUUUUAAUCAGUAAGAAGGAUUUCCAUUAGCAUGAUUAGUAAACUGUGUGUUAAUUGUGUUCUGAUGAAGAUUGAGGGAAAUAAUCUGAUAAACCCAAUCGUGACACUGCCCAGAGAAGUGCUGUUUUUAUAUUACAUCUCAAUGAGAAAGGGCAUCAUCAUUUUAAAGGUUUUAUAGAAUUAUGAUUUGUACAUCCCAAUAUAUUUGUGCACAAUGUUUUACAUUGUUUUCAAUGUGAUUUAUAAAAACUUCAAUAAAACUGAUUAAUCCAA